AUGAGCACCGGUUCGAGGCUUGAUCAACUAUAUCAGGGUGGAAUCAAGAGAACCCAGAGCAAGGAUGUGAUAGAGCUGAGAAUUAAAGAAAAAGAGAAAUGGGAAAAAACUUUAAUGGCUUCAAAUAAGUUGGUUGAACAAAAAGGAACAAAGUUAUCCAAGUCACCAGUAACUCAGUCAACAAGUUGUCUUUUGCAAUCCAGUUCUUCAAUAUUCUUAGCAGCAAGACCUUCUAAGGUGAAGCAUGAUAAAACAGCCAGAAAGAGAAAGCAUAGUACUAUUCCAACAUCCGAUUUAACACGUGCGGUAAAAGAGCUUGGCCUGUGUAAGACUGAUUCUCAUGGAUCAUUAAAGUCCAUACCGUUCCCAAUUGAAACAGAGUUACCAGAACUAAAAAUUACAACACCUGUAUCAUCAACAAUUAAUAGCUUAGAAAGAUUUCUCCUUUAA
Messenger RNA from Trichomonas vaginalis G3, 450 nucleotides. RefSeq lists its product as uncharacterized. NCBI's taxonomy places the organism in Eukaryota, Parabasalia, Trichomonadida, Trichomonadidae. Bases 1 to 450 code for a protein of 149 amino acids. The record is from RefSeq and is a predicted model, not a curated record. The transcript has a single exon.